GCCAUGAGUGACGAAGUGGAAGACGUGAAGAAGUGGUGCGAUAUUGCAUUGGUAAUGGCGUUGAUCGGCUCCAUGGAUAUUGAGAUUGAGGCUGCUAGAGCCAAUGUGCGCGCUAUCAGGCACCGUCUCGUCGCGAACAGCGUGACGCUCAACGCGAUAACGUUGUCAUCGAGGCGUGCGUCGAGGCGAGUUUGGGCAUACCCACGAUUCUCUCGCUGGUUUGAAGACACGCUCCCAAACCUAGGAGGGCAGAACUUCCGGCAGUCAUUCAGAGUUUCGCGUACAACGUUCAAAUAUCUCGUAGACAUCUGUACGCCAGUAAUGCAACGAGAAACUAUGAACAUGCGGGAGGCGGUGUCUGUGCAAAAAAGGGUCGCUGUUGCUCUCUACAAGUUGUGUUCCUCUGCUGAAGAUAGAACAGUCGCCAAUUUGUUUGACCUGGGCAGGUCGACGGUCAAUACAAUAUAUAGAGAAUUUUGUGACAUCGUCGUGGAAGCCCUGGAAGAUCAGUGGGUCAGGAUGCUUGCAGCUGAUGAAAUGACCGACCACAUACGGGAAUUUUAUGCCGUCACUGGCUUCCCUCAGGCAGUUGGAGCACUAGAUGGCUGCCAUUUCCCUGUCUCGCCUCCCAAAGAAAAUGCCAUCGACUACUACAAUUACAAAGGCUGGUACAGUGUGAUCUUAUUGGCUUUGGUCGACCACAAAUAUCGCUUUCGAUUCAUCAACGUCGGUUCCCCAGGCAGGUGCCACGACGCCCAUGUCUACCACAGCUCAAGCUUGCCAAGCAUUGUGACAGGCCCGACAUUUCGGAGCCCAACAAUUUGUGUGAACAGUGUUGUUGUGCCACCAUUGAUCUUGUGCGAUCAAGCAUUCCCGCUGACGCCCAAUCUGAUUAAGCCUUUCCCUGGUUCCACCAAAACCUCAGCCGAAAAAGAGUUCAAUUAUCAGCUCUCAAGGUCUAGGCGAAUUGUUGAAAAUGCCUUCGGAAGACUCAAGGCCCGUUUUAGAUAUGUGAUGAAGCGUAUGGAGUGUGAGGUCACCAACGUUGCAGUUGUUAUAAGAGCGUGUUGUGUGUUGAACAAUAUUUGUGAACAUUUCAAUGAUACUGUAUCCCAACAGUGGAUAAAUGAAGCAGAGCUCCAGAACACACUGUACGAGCAACCACACCACACCACAGGCAUACAAGUUGGAUGUGGCAGAGAUGUCAGAGAUGCACUCGUGCAAUACUUUCAGCAGCACGGAAGUCAUUAGAUUUAAAUCGAAUCGGGCAUGCAACCGGAAAUAAUUUAUUGCUCUAAAAGACGCCAAGAAGCUUCAGCUGGAGGCUCACUAGGUUUACUAGACUGCUUUAAAGGCACCAUU
Molecule: messenger RNA, 1362 nt
Organism: Rhipicephalus sanguineus (brown dog tick)
Lineage: Eukaryota; Metazoa; Arthropoda; Arachnida; Ixodida; Ixodidae
Exons: 2
Coding region: 4-1251 (415 amino acids)
Source: RefSeq, a predicted model, not a curated record